AUGUCCGCAAAAACAAGUAGAUUGUAUAUAACCUUAGACCACACUGUAGAACCUAUAAAAGGGUCACCACUAGGCAAUAGAGACACAGUUGUCUUAGCGACAGUUACACAAAUAACUACGAGAACAUACACACGAAGCAAAAUGUUCAAACUGACCAUCCUUCUUGCUCUCAUCGCCUUCACCCAGGCUGGCAUCAUCGCCCCAGUGGUCCCAGUGGCGCACCCUGUGGUAGCCCACCAUGUCAUCGCCCACCCUGUUGUCCACCACAGAACCUUAGUUCCCGCUGCCCCAAUAGUCCACGCCCCAGUCGUGCAUGCUGCCCCAAUUGUCCCAGUCGUUAAGCACGCACCAGUUAUUGCGGUACAUCAUUAA
Messenger RNA from Parnassius apollo (apollo), 372 nucleotides. Lineage: Eukaryota; Metazoa; Arthropoda; Insecta; Lepidoptera; Papilionidae. The record is from the annotation of a GenBank genome assembly.